AUGGUGGGAGUUAAAGGGAUUGCACCCCUUACAGUGUAUGCACUAAAUGUUACUCAUGAAAAAAAGUUCAAUUCUGAUCACUUUUCUAACCUUUUAAAAAAAAUCUUAUUGAUACAGAAUAUGUUUACGGGAGGCACUGAUACAAGUGCAAUGACAAUAGAAUGGGCAAUGUCCGAAAUGAUGAAAAACCCGAAUGUGAUGGAGAAGGCACAAAAAGAAGUGAGAGAAACAUUCAAGGGAAAAAAAACAAUCGUCGAGGCCGACUUAGAAGAUUUGGUUUACCUUAAACUCAUAAUCAAAGAAACUCUGAGGCUUCAUCCUCCUCUCCCUUUGUUACUUCCAAGGGAAUGUAUAGAGCAGUGUCAGAUUGAUGGUUACGAUAUACCAUUAAAAACAAAAGUGAUUGUCAAUGCUUUUGCAUGUGCAGUCGAUCCUGAAUACUGGGAUGAUGCAGAAAGCUUCAAGCCAGAGAGAUUUGACAAGUCUUCAGUUGACUUCAUGGGCACAAACUUUGAGUUUGUUCCUUUUGGAGCAGGGAGGCGGAUGUGUCCUGGGAUUACUUUUGGUUUGAUUUCUAUUGAGUUUGCUCUUGCUCAAAUGCUAUAUUACUUCAAUUGGCAACUUCCUUCUGGAUUAAGUCCUAAAGAUGUAGACAUGACAGAGAAUGACGAGCUACUGCAACAAAAAAAGUUCCUCUGUCGGUAA
This is a messenger RNA of Cynara cardunculus var. scolymus (artichoke), 705 nucleotides long. RefSeq names its product premnaspirodiene oxygenase-like. Lineage: Eukaryota; Viridiplantae; Streptophyta; Magnoliopsida; Asterales; Asteraceae. The transcript has a single exon. The record is from RefSeq and is a predicted model, not a curated record. Gene Ontology annotation, molecular function: monooxygenase activity; heme binding; iron ion binding. Bases 1 to 705 code for a protein of 234 amino acids.